Messenger RNA from Tetrahymena thermophila SB210, 648 nucleotides. RefSeq names its product transmembrane protein, putative. The record is from RefSeq and is a predicted model, not a curated record. The transcript has 2 exons. Lineage: Eukaryota; Ciliophora; Oligohymenophorea; Hymenostomatida; Tetrahymenidae.
AUGGCUUCAGUAGUAACCUACUAUCUUGUUAUGUGCCUAUUUUUUGCUUGCAUAGCAAUAUAUAACGCUAUUUUUUAUAGUACAUACUCUGCUGAUAAAUGCUAAAUCUAAUAAAUAUCUGAUCCUUCUACGUCUGGAGGAACAAGUACGACAACUACUAAAACAAGUAGCAUUUAAUUAGCAGUAAUCCCAAUAGUAAUCACUAUUUUAUAUUGCAUAAUAAUCUUUCUAACUUUAAUGGGGUUGCUCUGCAUUAGAAAAUUCGAAGCUAUGGAUCCAGAUAGAUUUAGAAAAUUGGGUUGCUGCUUGGGAACAUGCGGUCUUUAUGUUAGAAAUUUGAAGCUAUUGAUAAAUUUUUUACACUGGGUCAUAGCUUUAGUUAUUAUAAUUCAAUUUAUUUUUAUAUUUGGUACAUCUGAUUGCACAAAGGCAGUGCAUUAUUCUUUAGAUCAUCCAUAAGGUGAAGUAGGGAAAAUGUAUGAUGACUCAUAAAUUUUAAAUUAUGCUACUGGAGGAUGUUGGGUUUUCUUCCAUUUCAUUUGUCCAUGCUUUAAGAAGCUUAUUCAUGAACAAGCUUAUAUUUACGAACCCUUAGAUAGUGAUAAGUCUAUCUUUAAACUUAUAUUCUGUGACAUAUUCGGCCCAUGA